AUGAGAAGAGACUAUAGCAUUGCCAAGAACGCUAUACUUUGCUGCCUUGUAUUGCAACUCAUCAUAUACGAAGGAGAAUCCAUAGAAGUUGGAGACGUGAGUUUCUCGCUAGUGAUGAAAAACGAAAUGUACGGCUUAAAACGUCCAUUGGUUUACUACCGGUGUAAGUCGUCUGAAAAAUCCCUCCGCUGGCACAAAUCGCAUCCCAAAACAGAAUUUACAUGGGAUUUUGAUGUACCGCCGUUUGGAAACGGCGUGGUGACGCACCAAUGCCAGUUCAUGUCAAGCCAAGGGACAGCAAAUGUCGAGAUCAAGACGUUGUCGAUGACAUCUAUGUUGUGCGGGGGACAUGUGUGUAAAUAUGUUAUCAGACCGACCGGUAUAUAUUUCGUUGGUUUCGAGACUUAUUAUCCACACAACAUUUUGUUAAGGUUUCUAGAGUUGGUAAGGCCUGUUAACAAGCUUGUUGAGCCAUGGAAGGAGUGGUCUCCGCGGCAGUUAAAUGCUUUACGAGCGGAACGCAAUCGUACUAUGUCAAACGAUAACGAAGAUUAUCAUGAUGACGACAAGGAAAAGGACGAUUAG
Molecule: messenger RNA, 585 nt
Organism: Eruca vesicaria subsp. sativa (arugula)
Lineage: Eukaryota; Viridiplantae; Streptophyta; Magnoliopsida; Brassicales; Brassicaceae
Source: the annotation of a GenBank genome assembly